GCAAUGGCGCUAACCGCAGCUGUCACCCACGCCUCCCGCGCGCUCCCACGCCGGCGCCACCGCCGCGGUCCGGCUCCGUCCACCCACCUCGCCCCUCCUCUCUCCACGCCGCCACCGCCGCCGCGUCCGUCGACCCUCGACCGCGUGCUCUCCGGCCUGGAGGCCCAGCCGCGCCUCCUCACGCCGUCCCUCCUCGCGCCCCUCCUCGCCGCGCUCCCGCUCCACCCGGCCCCGCGCCGCCGCCUCGCGGCCCUCCGCGGCCUCCUGCCGGUCUCCCUCCUCCGCCGCCACCCGGACCUCGCGCUGCGCCUCCUCCACAUCCACGCCUCCCUCGGCCUCCUCGCCUACGCGCACCACAUCUUCGACCACCUCCUCCCCGCGCGCACCCGCCGGGAGCGCGCGUUCCCGUGGAACUGCCUCGUCGCCGGAUACGCCAGCGUCGGCCGCCACGACGACGCGCUCGCGCUCUACCUCCAGAUGGACGAGGAGGGCGCGCCGCGCGACGGGUUCACCUUCGAGAGCGCGCUCCGGGCCUGCUCCGGCGCCCGGUCCGCCGAGCUCGGUCGGGCCGUGCACCGCGACGCCCUCACAGCCGGUCUCGCCGCCGACGUCUCCGUGUGCGACGCCCUCGUGGAGAUGUACGCCCAGUGCGGCGACAUGGAGAUGGCGUGCCAGGUGUUCGACGCAAUGCCGGAGAGGGACGCCGUCUCAUGGAACGUCUUGCUUGGUGGCUUGCUGGGGCACGGUGGCCUCUCUGCUCAGGCAACGGAGGCCUGGAGGAGGAUGCUCGGAGAAGGGCACAAGCCCGACUCCGUCGUGCUGUCGGCGAUGCUCUGGCAUCACCCUGGUGAUGGCAAACAGGGACGGGAGGUUCAUGCCUGGGUGAUCCGUCAUUGGCUCGAGACUGAGUUAUCAGUGGCAAACGCUCUGAUUGGAAUGUACUCCAGAAAGAAUGAGCUAGGCCAUGCCCUGUCCGUGUUCGAGUCGAUGCCGGUCAGGGAGCUAGCCUCAUGGAAUGCUAUAAUCUCUGCGCACAGCCAAGACUUCAGAGUUCUCAUGUUGUUUCGCCGCAUGGUGGACUCCGGAGCACGGCCGGACGAGGCCACCUUCAUGGCGGUGCUCUCCGCGUGCGACAAUCUAGGAUUGGUGGAGGGCGGCAUGAGGCUGUUCUCUGAGAUGGAGAACAAGUACAGAAUUCAGCCUACUGUACAGCACUGCACCUCCCUGGUGAACAUGCUAGGCAAAGCAGGGAUGGUCAAUGAGGCAUACGAGUUCAUGUCAAAGAGGAGGCGUCUCAGCAACGAGCCAACAGUCUUGAGGUCUUUGCUGCAUGCUAGCUCAGUACAUGGCAACAUCAGGAUAGGAGAAAUCUCCGCGGAAAAGCUGUUCGACCUGGAGCCUGAAAAUGUGCACAAUUUCUUCACUCUGAUGAAGAUGUACGAAAACACGGAUAGGUUGGAGGACCUCGAGAAGGUGAAGAAGAUGAUGAGGGAUAAAGGGCUUUAACGUUUGGCCUGUUGGAUCAUCACUGAUCACAACCUCUGUAUAUAUAGAGCUCCAGCAUCUUCUUUCCUGCCAAUUAGUGGCGAUUUCUUACCAGCUUGGCCCUGCAUAUAUAUAUACGCCCCUAAAUGAGGCUGAAUAUAUAUAUGGCUGACCGAGAAUUUUCCAGGGAUGAAAAUCUCAGCCUUCCAUCAGUACACGAUUGACCUCCUGUUUUUGACCCUUUUUUUUCAGAAUCUUUUGACACUUAUUAAAAGGUAAGAAUACGUACAUGUUCUGCCUAUGUGCUGCGCCGCCGUGUGGCACGAUGGAUCUGCUCCCGGAGGACGUGAUCGGAGAGGUGCUGCGGCGUCUCCCCGGUCGGAGCCUCGCGGCUUCCCGUGGCGUGUGCACGGCGUGGCGCGCCGCCGUUGACGGUCUCAACCUGCUCCUGCCGCACAUGCUGCCGCACUCCAUCCGCGGCAUCUUCACCAACUAUUUGGGCUCAUCGCGCCCGGGCUUCUUCGCCCGUCCCUGCAGCCCGGGGAUCGACGCCGCGUGCAGCACGGCAGACGCGGCCAUGGCAGCUUGAUCGUGGACCACUGCAAUGGCCUCCUCCUCUACGACGACGGUUGGUACUGGACGAACCUCUACGUCUGCAACCCCGCCACGCGGCGCUGGGCGCUCCUCCCGCCUGUUCCGGGGGAUCAUUACUACCCAGGUCUGUGCUUCGCCGGCGCCUACCUUGCCUUCAACCCUGCCGUGUCGCUGCACUACGAGGUCUUCGUGAUCCCAGACGUGCCGGAGAAAACCACCGAUGACUAUGAAGAGGACCCGGAGGGCUUGAUGGAGUGGCCACCGGCGUGCCAUCAGCUGAAGGUGUUCUCGUCGACGACCGGGACAUGGGAGUAGAAGGCAUUCGUCCGCGUAGGCGAGGCGGCCGGAACCGUGGAGGAGGUGCGGUCGCAUCUGGACGAUCACAACAUCGAACGGAAGGAGUAUAGCUACGUCGAGUAUUGGGGAGGAGCCUUGUACGUGCAUUGCCGCGCCGGCGCAUUUGUAUCCAGGUUUUGCAAUUCCGAAUGUAACUAUCAAGUAAUAAAAGCGCCGACAAGCAUGAAGGAAAACGAAUACAAACAAUCGCAUUUCGGAAGAUCUGAGAAGGGGAUGUAUUAUGCUAGUUUGGAUUACCUUAGACUUCGGGUGUGGAUACUCAUUGAAGAAUCACAUGACCAACCAGAGUGGGUGCUAAAGUAUGCCAUCAACCUCAACCCUCUUUCCCAUCGAAUGAACGCUUUAUAUUCUGAGGAGAUCAACAGGCCAUGGACCGUAGAUGACGACAACAAGAAAGAGGAGAAUCAACAGAGAGAUGAAUGGAACUCCGACAAUGAUGAUGUUCUAGAGUAUGAAUAUAGCCAAGAGAAGCAGAGUGACUGGGGUUUCCAGUUCUUAGGCUUCCAUCCAUACAAAGAGGUCUUCUUUUUGAGUCACUCUUACGCUGAUUUUGUGGUACCUUGUUAUUAUUUCAAUGCGGUGGCCUGUCACUUGGGGAGCUUGAAGGUUCAGUAUUUAGGUAGAGACCGUCCAAAGGAUGUCUUUCAUUGGCAAGUCGAAGAGGGAUCAUUUAUGUACACUCCUUGCUUGCUUGAUCUGCUUCCGCAAAGGGGCUGAUAUUGGAGUCAGCUCGAUCUCUUUGUUAAAGAUGUUUUAAUUCGUGCAAUCAAAAGAUAUAUAGCUCUCUAUGCCUCA
Messenger RNA from Hordeum vulgare subsp. vulgare (domesticated barley), 3231 nucleotides. RefSeq names its product pentatricopeptide repeat-containing protein At4g25270, chloroplastic-like. The record is from RefSeq and is a predicted model, not a curated record. NCBI's taxonomy places the organism in Eukaryota, Viridiplantae, Streptophyta, Magnoliopsida, Poales, Poaceae. Gene Ontology annotation, molecular function: RNA binding; protein binding. The transcript has 2 exons. Bases 4 to 1506 code for a protein of 500 amino acids. Gene Ontology annotation, biological process: RNA modification.